UUAACUGCACGAGCGAAACGCACGCUCUCCCUUUUGGGUUUCAUGUGUUUAUUCCGGACGCACUUUUCUCUCCACCAGGACCAGGAUUAUGCUGUCCCUGCUCAGACCUGAGACUGGCUCUGUGGCCGGGGAACUUGAUGAGACCCUCAGACUCCCAUCAGCCUGGGCUCGGCUGGUGUGAUGAGCCCGAGAGCCUCCCGCGUUUCCUGUGACGCAGGACAGCCGCACCGCGCACUUUGGAGAACUGCGAGAAGCGGAAAAAAAGCGCGUCCGUGACUUUGGUCUUCUGUAACCAUCGUCCCUGGUGUGAACGCGUCUUUACAGUGGUGACGAUCCCGACACACUGAGAGCGACUAGUGCUGUCUGUGGGAGGACAGGGACACAGUCUCCGGAGCGUCAUCCCUGGCUGAGCGGCGGGGAGUCGAACGGACACCUGCAGGUGAUCCGGGGCGUCAGAAACCUGCUAUUUAGAGGAAUUUACCGCUUCUCCGUCAGUUCAGCACAACACUUGUGCUCUGAAGAGAAAAAGUGGAUUUGCAUUUGGAUUUAAUGUUUUGGUUGAUGGAUGCUGAUGCGGAACCGGACCGAGUCCCCGCGGAGGAAUUUAGCAUAAAAUGUUUGUGUGAUGUGAAAAACUGCUGGAGACAGAAAACAUCUGUCUGACCUGUGACUCUGACAGAGGAAACAUCUGCUCCUGCUGCGGAGAGAAAAGGUUUCUGGAAGAAUGUAAAACUGGAGCUGCUGAGACCCUGAAGCACCACCUCCUUCACUGCCUCAGACAGCUAUGUCCAACACAGGAACCUGUACCGCAGAUAAACCUCGGGGUCAGUGUUAGUAGGUGCCGUGGUUGACCCUGCCCUGGGUGAGGGGGAACUCCAUGGUCUGGCUCAUCCCGUCCUCGCCACACCACUGCUACAGCCACUUGCCUGUUGAUUGUGCGAUCAUAUUACGCUCCCUUUCCCUACAGCUCAAUUUACCGCAAAAUGGCGGAGGGUUUGAAGUCCCCGAGCGUCACUGGGCACUGUUUCCUCUCUUUAUUGAUGCUUAAGAGCUGCUGGCUGCUAGGUGCCACCUCCCAGAAGCCCACCGUGUUGACGGACUCCCAGCAGCCCCAGCAGGAGUAUGCCCACUCCAUCCGGCUGGAUGGUGACAUCAUCCUGGGCGGCUUGUUCCCCGUGCACGCCCGCGGCGAGAGGGGGGUUCCCUGUGGUGAGCUGAAGAAGGAGAAGGGUAUCCACCGGCUGGAGGCCAUGCUGUUUGCCAUCGACCUCAUCAACAAGGACCCAGAGUUGCUGCCCAACGUGACGCUUGGGGCACGUAUCCUGGACACGUGUUCGCGUGACACCUACGCCUUGGAGCAAUCACUCACCUUUGUCCAAGCACUCAUUGAGAGGGAUGGCUCCGACGUCCGCUGUGCUAAUGGAGAUCCACCUAUCUUCGCCAAACCAGAUAAAGUGGUGGGCGUCAUUGGGGCGUCGGCCAGCUCUGUGUCGAUCAUGGUGGCCAACAUUCUGCGCCUGUUCAAGAUUCCUCAGAUCAGCUAUGCCUCGACGGCUCCAGAGCUCAGCGACAACACACGCUAUGACUUCUUCUCCCGUGUGGUUCCUCCGGACUCCUACCAAGCUCAGGCCAUGCUGGACAUCGUCACAGCGAUGGGCUGGAACUACGUGUCUACACUCGCCUCCGAGGGAAACUACGGCGAGAGUGGCGUUGAAGCCUUUGUCCAGAUCUCCAGAGAGUCAGGUGGAGUUUGUAUCGCUCAGUCUCUGAAGGUUCCUCGGGAGCCGAGACCCGGCGAGUUUGACAAGAUCAUCCUCCGUCUGCUGGAGACGCCCAACGCCCGCGCUGUCAUCAUGUUUGCAAACGAGGACGACAUUCGGCGAAUCUUGGAUGCUGCGAAACGCAACAACCUGACAGGUCACUUCCUGUGGGUGGGCUCUGACAGCUGGGGCUCCAAGAUCUCUCCAGUGGUCCAGCAGGAGCGGGUGGCCGAGGGCGCCGUCACCAUCCUCCCCAAGAGGGCCUCUGUGGACGCGUUUGACCGUUACUUCAAGAGCCGCUCCCUGUCCAAUAAUCGCAGGAAUGUCUGGUUCGCUGAGUUUUGGGAGGAGAACUUUAGCUGCAAGCUGGGGAUGCACGGCAAGAGACCCGGCAGCCCCAAGAAAUGUACAGGGUUGGAGAAAGUUGGCCGUGACUCCACCUACGAGCAGGAGGGGAAGGUUCAGUUUGUGAUGGACGCAGUGUACGCCAUGGCCCACGCUCUGCACCACAUGCACCGCGAUCUCUGUGCUGGAUACCCUGGCCUGUGCCCCCGCAUGGCCAACAUUGAUGGAAAGGAGCUGUUGGCCCACAUUCGCGCCGUUGGCUUUAACGGAAGUGCAGGGACUCCGGUCACAUUCAACGAGAAUGGUGAUGCUCCCGGACGCUACGACAUCUUCCAGUAUCAAAUCAACAAUAGGUCGGUGGCAGAAUACAAGGUCAUUGGACACUGGACCAAUCAUCUGCAUCUAAAUAUGGACACCCUGCAGUGGACCACCGGCGACUCCUCCCUGCCGGCUUCGGUGUGCAGCUUGCCCUGCCAGACCGGCGAGAGGAAGAAGGUGGUGAAGGGCGUCUCAUGCUGUUGGCACUGUGAGCGUUGUGAGGGAUACCACUUCCAGGCCAGUGAGUUCACCUGUGACCUCUGCCCCUACGAGAAGAGACCUGACCAGAACCGCACAGGCUGCCAGCCUAUCCCUAUCAUCAAGCUGGAGUGGCACUCGCCCUGGGCGCUGUUGCCCAUCUUCAUCUCUGUUUUGGGCAUCAUCGCCACCACCUUUGUCAUCGUCACCUUUGUUCGCUACAAUGACACACCCAUUGUUCGGGCCUCAGGGCGAGAGAUGAGCUACGUGCUGCUGACAGGCAUCUUCCUGUGUUACAUUAUCACCUUCCCCAUGAUUGCUGCACCUGAUGUUGUCGUCUGCUCGUUCCGUCGCAUCUUCCUGGGACUCGGCAUGUGCUUCAGCAACGCUGCGCUGCUUACCAAGACCAACCGCAUUCACCGCAUCUUCGAGCAGGGUAAGAAAGCAGUGACGGCGCCACGCUUCAUCUCACCAGCCUCCCAGCUUGUCAUCACCUUCUCGCUCAUCUCGGUCCAGCUGCUGGGUAUCCUCGUGUGGUUCGCCGCCGACCCACCGCACACUUUUGUGGACUAUGGUGAACAGCGCACGCAGGAUCCUGAGAAUGCUCGCGGUGUCCUCAAGUGUGACAUCUCUGACCUGUCGCUCAUCUGCUCUCUGGGAUACAGCAUCCUCUUGAUGGUCACAUGCACUGUUUACGCCAUCAAAACGCGCGGCGUGCCAGAGACUUUUAACGAGGCCAAACCCAUUGGAUUUACUAUGUACACAACCUGCAUCAUCUGGCUCGCCUUCAUCCCCAUCUUCUUUGGCACAGCACAGUCGGCAGAGCGGAUGUACAUCCAGACGGCCACGCUGACCGUCUCCCUCAGCCUCAGCGCCUCUGUCUCUCUGGGCAUGCUCUACAUGCCGAAGGUCUACAUCAUCAUCUUCCACCCCGAGCAGAAUGUCCCCAAACGCAAACGCAGUUUCAAGGCCAUUGUCACUGCCGCAACCAUGACCAGCAAGCUGUCACAGCUGGCAGCUGAGCGGCCCAACGGCGAGGUGAAGACAGAGCUGUGCGAGGGUGUGGAGGCCAGCGUGCCACCAACAAAAAACACCUAUGUCAGCUACACCAACCAUGCCAUGUGAAAAAAUGACGCCUUCGACACGAGGACGUCCUGGGACAUUUAACAAGCAGAUUUCUGUCAGACUCAAAGGAGAUGUCACCAGAGCCCAAGACAGAAAGGAGGUGCUCUGAACAAUCUGAAGGAUCAGAACGAAGUCCUGACAAACUGAACCAUUACAUCUGUGGUGUUUUUAUGUUUACAGACACACAAACAGGGAACGGGCCUGAAUGGCGCCAAAAAAGUCAAAACCAUCUGAGAGACCAUGAAAGCAGGAGGAUGGUAACCUGAAAGACAAAAAAAAUCUAAUAAAACAAGUCUUCAAAAAGAAAUUAAAAAAAAGUUAUUGUGGGGACCAACCAUAUUUGUUGUUAUUCUAAUUGUACGUUUAAAAAAAAAACUUGUGGUUGUGAAAAUUUCUGAUUCUUGUCUCAUGUCGUCCGUCUGUCGACCUACAUUAUGAGAUGAGUCCGUCGCUGUUUUUGGCUAACUGAACGGUAGCUGUUGGUUGUGAAAUGUCCAAAUGCCAUGGUUGAAUUGAAGCAUGCCCGUUUUUUAUACAAAUGAUCUAUUUAUAAUAAAGGAAUGUUUCACAAGA
Dicentrarchus labrax (European seabass) is the source of this 4319-nucleotide messenger RNA. RefSeq names its product metabotropic glutamate receptor 8-like. The transcript is spliced from 11 exons. The coding region runs from base 984 to 3746 and encodes 920 amino acids. Gene Ontology annotation, biological process: regulation of synaptic transmission, glutamatergic; G protein-coupled glutamate receptor signaling pathway. Gene Ontology annotation, molecular function: group III metabotropic glutamate receptor activity. Lineage: Eukaryota; Metazoa; Chordata; Actinopteri; Moronidae. Gene Ontology annotation, cellular component: membrane. The record is from RefSeq and is a predicted model, not a curated record.